Molecule: messenger RNA, 1113 nt
Organism: Stegodyphus dumicola
Lineage: Eukaryota; Metazoa; Arthropoda; Arachnida; Araneae; Eresidae
Product: metalloprotease TIKI1-like
Biological process (GO): negative regulation of Wnt signaling pathway
Cellular component (GO): membrane
Molecular function (GO): metalloendopeptidase activity
Source: RefSeq, a predicted model, not a curated record
CCAAAACGAAACUAAUAGUCCUUCGGGAUUCAAAUCCCUUUGGACUAAAAAUAUAGUACAUUAAAAAUUAACUGAGACCAUUGAUUUCAGAACUUAUGGAUGGCGAUCCAUUCUCUUUUCUGUGGACCAUCAAGCGUGAUCCUCCAUCUUACCUUUUUGGAACAAUUCAUGUGCCCUAUACUAAAGUUUGGGAAUACAUUCCAGACAAUGCCAAACAAGCAUUUGCGUCAUCCUCUCAUGUCUAUUUUGAACUGGAUCUUGUCAAUCCCACAACAGUGUCGGCUCUCUCAACAUGCCAAAUGUUGCCCCAGGGAAAGAAUCUCUCCGAUGUUCUUCCCGGAGAUCUCUAUAGUCGGUUGAAAAAGCACUUAGAGUACGUGAGGGGAAUGAUGCCUCACUGGAUGACUGCUGAUCAGAGAGGGAGGGGAUUGUAUGCUGACUACCUCUUCAAUGCAAUUGCUGGCAACUGGGAACGCAAAAGACCAGUCUGGGUGAUGUUGAUGGUCAAUUCCUUGACUGAGAGUGAUGUCCGCUCUAGAGGUGUACCAGUUCUGGAUUUGUAUCUAGCGCAGGAAGCGGAACGGUUGCACAAGCAAACAGCUGCUGUAGAGAAAGUGGAAGAGCAAUGCUUGCCAUUGAAUGGACUUAAUUUUUCCCAGUUGUUCUUGCUGGCAACAUUACCGGAAGUUCUUGAUGAUGACGGAACUAAUGGAGUCGAGCUUUUAAUGGCGAAUAAGGAAAAAAAGUAUAAAGUGGCUGAACAAGAGAACACCAGACUGCUGAAAUGGCAAUUGCUAUUUCCAUUCCAACUAAAGCAAUUUUCCGAAACGUUUCCUAGUUCGAUUUGUUAGAGAUAAUUUUUCAUCCUUAGUCUUAUCUUUAUCGUUGGGACAUGAAAGAAAGAAGUUAUGAAGUCAAUUUUCGCUAGAGCCUGUAAAAAAGGCGUUAAGAACUUGUUAAUGUAUGCACGCAAUUUAACAUGUUUAUAAUAGUCUUUUUCUUUAUUUCUAAUUAUUAGAUUUUGGUAAAACUGUCUAAUGUAAGAUUUUGCUUGUUAAUUAAUCUAGGAAAAAAGACCUGAUGUAAACACCAAAGAACUUCCUCAAAUUGCCU